AUGGACGCGGCAUCAAGUCCGACAUCCUCUUCCAACCCCCCUCCCGCGACAAGAGCCCAGAGAGGAGCUAUCGCAACCCAAGCCUGUGAGACGUGUCGAUCAAGGAAACAGAAAUGCGACGAGCAACGACCCAAGUGUGGCUUAUGCCAGCGGAUAAAGUUAGAAUGCAGGUACAGAGACCCGCAACCUACAAAGAAAGACAAGACACUCGUUGAAAUUCUCGACCGUCUAAAAAAUAUAGAAGGCAAAGUCGAUCGAAUUCCUCUUAGAGCCCCUGUGCAUCAAGGCUUCGGCCCACCACAGACAUCCCCUUCCAGCCAGCCAUCUUUCGGUAACGAAACUACCGAGUCAACCUCUACGAACCGACCACCCUUUCAACAUAAUACUCUACUUAGUGAUGGAGACCGGCAAUAUAAAUAUGCCUCUGCGGCUCAUAAAAUGCUUACAUGGCCGGCCAUUUCCCAACUCCUGUUACAGACUGUACCGUCGACUGUCGGGGACUUGAAUAGUCUUCGAAAUGAGGGUUCUGCAUUCAUAGUUCGGAUGCAGAAAGGCACUCCCAACUUACCACUGGAUGAAAAUCUCUCUGACAGACCCUUCGUCGGUAUGCAAAGUCAAGCAACCAGGGUAGCAGGGGGUGUGAGGACUACCUUUCCUGAUUUGACUCGAGACACGAUGUUUCGGUUAGCAACUGCUUACUUCGAUUCCUUCAAUCUUAUAUAUCCAUUUAUGGACAGGCAAAACUUUCUUUCGGAUACUUUAUCAAAAGUGCAAUCAGAAGGCUUUGAUGGUGAUACGGAUUCGGUCGUUGCGCUCCUGGUCUUCGCGCUUGGCGAUUUGGCUCUAGAAGGGUCUCAAGGAAAGCCUAUCGAACAACAUGGUACCCGCGCCAGUGGUGUCAGGGGUGGGACGGAGACAAGGCCGCCCGGUCUCGCAUUGUUCAACGAAGCAAGAAAGCGUAUGGGUUUUAUACUAACCGACUGCAACCUUGAAAAUGUUCAAGUGUUCUCCUUAGCAGCACUAUAUUACGAGUGUUGCUCUCGCCAUUUGGAAUUCUGGAGAUUGACAGUCUCAGCCUCAUCAGCUUGUCAAGUCAUGAUCACUUGUAGCAAUACAACAGACUGGAGUUCUUCUAAAGGAGAUCUCAUCAAACGUGCGUAUUGGCAUUGCGCAUUGAUGGAGACGAAUUUACAUGUCGAGCUUGAUUUACCGCUUUCGGGGAUUCUCAACUUGGAACAGAAAGUGGGUCUGCCAGCAUUCAUGCAGCCCUUUUGUGAAGCAGAUGACCGUGCAAACAAGACUUCGAAUUUCGAGUCGCAUUAUAGUUCACUGUUAGCGCUCACCCGGGUUUGUGCAAAUCUUCAUGUUGAUAUGAAUAAAACAAUCUCCACGGACAGUAGUACCGAUACACCAUCGACAUCCAGGGACAGCCCUCUGUCCAGUUCACUGAAGCAGCUAACUUCAGAGCUUGCACAAUGGCGAGGCAAUCUCCCCGAAAACCUUCAAUGGGCAGAAGACAGACCGGCAGCCUUCCCAUCCCCUCAGGCGAACAUCAUAGGUUAUAACCAAGCGAUCGACCCGGAAUUAUCACUCGAGAAACAUUAUUCGCAGCAACUUCUCUUUUCUACGAACCUGGAUGAGGAGCCAAAAGAAUACCCAUAUUCCUUUGACAUCCAAGUAGCUUUGCUGCGGACAAGAUAUUAUUAUGCAAAAUACAUGGCUUACCGACCUUGCGUCUACAAAGUAUUGCAUUUCCCCGAACAGGUGACCCAAGACGAUGCAGAGGGGUCGUGUCUAAAAUGGCCUUUAACCAUGUCGCCCGUCUCGCGCCGAAAAAGGCUUAUACCUUACCUGUUCAGCUGGUCUCAAAACUUUCUCGGCAUCCUUUUAAUCUUCCACAUGACACGCCACAACCGGAUUCUCCAAAACAUACGUGCCAACAUGUGCGGGCCCACCUUUGAAGCCGAUGCGAAUAUCUCGAUAGCUCUGAUGCUGGAUUGGAUCCGUGAUUUGAAGAGCGUUGAUCCCAUUGCAUCGUGGUGCUGGAAAAUUUUGCAGGGGGUAUACCCUAUUGAGGAGUAA
Molecule: messenger RNA, 2082 nt
Organism: Lachnellula hyalina
Lineage: Eukaryota; Fungi; Ascomycota; Leotiomycetes; Helotiales; Lachnaceae
Exons: 9
Coding region: 1-2082 (693 amino acids)
Biological process (GO): DNA-templated transcription; regulation of DNA-templated transcription
Molecular function (GO): zinc ion binding; DNA-binding transcription factor activity, RNA polymerase II-specific; DNA binding
Source: RefSeq, a predicted model, not a curated record